UAACCAUAUACUGUCGGACAAAAUAUUAGAGAGAAAGAAAACGGGGGGUCGACAGCACAUCGUAUCAAGCUCGGGGCAACGAAGUUUAACUACUUGUUACUUUUUGUCUUGCAUGAAAUUAUCUAUUCGUUAGAUAUUAUAUCAUAAGUGUUUGUUGUGAGUUGAAGAUAAAAAAUUGUGCAGUGAGCUAAAGUAUUCAGAAUUCAGCGAACACAAGUUGAUAAUUGCAUCAGUUCAGGUCAAAAUGGCAAAUAAUAACGAUGAAUACUUAACUUUUCAACAAGAAACGUACGACAGAUUAAAAAAUAUAAAGGAUUUGGAUACUCGGCUCGUAGAAUUUUAUCACUUACUUAAUGAUUAUUCUCUUCGUUGUCCGGAAAGCGAAUUGUUGGACAGAAUUUUUAUAGAUUUCAUGAACUGUACAAGUCUGUUCCCGAGUUCUGAUAAUAAAAAACGUAUAUUAGGAUUUGCUGUAUUUAAUCCAAACUUGCGAGUAAUAAAAUUACUCGAGGCGAGCGGACUCGAUAUAUACGAGGUCGAGUUAGAAGAUGGAUCAUCGGCACUUUAUUGUUUGAUUGAGGAAGCGUAUCUACGUACUUUUGCUGAAUUCGAUCCAAAAAUGAAAACUCUACGGGUCAUAGAAUAUUUUUUGAAAAAUCCACGAGAAAACUUCUGUGACGGUAAUGGACACACGUACUUACAUGCGGCCUGCAUGUCUGGCAAUGUGACUGCAAUAAAUCUACUCCUGAGCCGAGGCGUGGAUGUAAAUCUCGACUCGUACGAGUAUUCAGCGUUGCAUAUUGCAGCCCAGUACCGACAUCUAGAUGUGGUCCAAAUUUUAUUGGAACACAAAGCUAAUCCAAAUCAACCAGAUCACGAGCAGUCAAUGCCUCUUCACGCACUCGCGAGGCUGUGCCUAUGCCACUGCACCAACGGCGUCAGAUUUUGCGAUAAGAGAAAACCAGUUGAUGAUAUAAUUCAAACGCUAAUUGAAUAUGGAGCUAACAUCGAAGCUCAAAAUCGUCAUGGCGAUCGUCCUCUGGAUUUGGCGGUCUCUCGUUUCGAUGUGCAGCUUGUCAAGUCGCUUUUGAAAUACGGCGCGAGUCUUGACAAUUUGAACGAGGAUAAAAUGUUCGGCACAGAAUUCACAUCGAUCGAAUUAAAAAACUAUCCACUUACACUGAACAUCAUCGAGAUGGUACAAUUAUUGCAAUCAGCAGGAUUUAAGAUGAGAUUUGAAACCAGACUCAAGAUGUUAAAAUAUUGGAUAAAAGUUCGAGGAAACGACACCGACCAUCUGAUUCCUGAAUUCAGUCAUCCCCCAACAGAUCUGAUCAUUGGUGCAAAUAUUUUUUUAACUCUAUGCUGUAUUAUUAACAAUGGGUUUUAUAUUAAACAAGAAGCUAAAGACUUUUUGCAACAAAAAAGCGAUGAAAUAAAACAAAAAUUUCCAGGACAGUCGAACUUAUUUCGGCAAGAUCAAGAGGAUUUAUCGUCUGAAAAUGUUUCGAAACUCAAGAACAUCAUGUUAACCGACGACGUCUCGCUGUAUCAACUUUGUCAAAUGAACUACAGCAAGGGUUACUCGAUCGUCAAAAAAUUGAAUAAUUGGCAACUACCACCAAUGGAUGAUUUUUCGUGUACCGAGAUAAACCUGAUUGUAAAGAGGCACGUAGCAAACAUUCUAAUAAGGCCACAUUUAGAAUUGUUCGCAGCCGAUCUCUUCAUGACUGAUUAUUGUAAAUUAAGUCUUCCUUACGUCGCUUGUCGACGAAUAGCCGAAUGUAUGAGUCACGAGGAAUUACUGAGAUUGUGCCACCAGACAGACGAAGAUAAAUUACAAUCGAGUCCGAUACGUCACAAAAGGAGAUGUGACGACGACGACACCAAAUCUCAACCUCGAAGUUCGCGGCAACGAGUGCCAUAAUCAACUCUGGGCCGUAAGAUCUAUCACAGGAUCGAAUGAUUGUGAGUGAGUUAGGUAUUUUUUUUAUACCUAAGUUUUUCAAUGUGAAAAAAAACGCCAAAUUUCAACGAUCACCUUGAAUAGUUCUUUUUAUAACCUUUAUUGACUUAUCACUGUAUUGUAAGUCGAUGUGAAAUUUCCUAAAAAAUUGAAUGAUUUAUUU
This is a messenger RNA of Trichogramma pretiosum, 2129 nucleotides long. Its product is annotated as ankyrin-3-like. Gene Ontology annotation, biological process: protein localization to ciliary inversin compartment. The transcript is spliced from 2 exons. Lineage: Eukaryota; Metazoa; Arthropoda; Insecta; Hymenoptera; Trichogrammatidae. The coding region runs from base 245 to 1927 and encodes 560 amino acids. The record is from RefSeq and is a predicted model, not a curated record. Gene Ontology annotation, molecular function: protein binding. Gene Ontology annotation, cellular component: ciliary inversin compartment.